Messenger RNA from Gryllus bimaculatus (two-spotted cricket), 3527 nucleotides. Lineage: Eukaryota; Metazoa; Arthropoda; Insecta; Orthoptera; Gryllidae. The record is from the annotation of a GenBank genome assembly.
GCCUCGGUACGUUGAAAUGAUAGAAAUAGUGCUUGUUCUGACAGGUAGAGCGCUGAAAUCACAAACGUCGACUACCAAAGAUAUUUAUGACAGCUAAUAAAACUCGAAUAAGAGUCUGCAAGGGUCGUUCGUUGUAGUAUAAUCAAAUUACAUAUAUGUAUUCUGUGACAUGUUACACUCUGUGUAAUAAUUGUUCUUGUAUGUGUUGAUAGAUGUGUUACUUUUGAGCGUUUUUGGAACUUUCGCCACUAUUACAUUUGUUUAGAUUCCAUUUUGUUCAUCAAGAACGGGUGAUUUCGUUCUCUGUACACCAGACUAGAAUUACCUGGGAAAGUUGACUUAUGCUUCUUGAAAUCAGAAGAUAGUUCAAAGUACAGAAGAUUUAUAUUUCUUGUUAUGUCUGCUUGUAACAUUACUACACUUCAAGUUUGGGAUACAACCUACAGUGCAGAUUCAGUGGAAUGGUGCCCAGUGGAACCAUACCUUAAUGUUUUUGUAUGUGGAACGUACCAUUUGGUACAAAAUGAUAGUGAGACUUAUGAUUGCUCAGAUGAAAAUGGAGAGAUAGAUAAAACGAAAACCAAAUGUCAACAAGAAAAGUUAGGGUCUUUGCACCUCAUGGUUGUUGAUAGAUGUCUUGUAACCCACAAAGUGCAAACAUUGGAAGUCGAUGCAGUUUUGGACACAAAAUGGUGUCCAAAAAGAGUAGAAAACAAAACUUUAUUAGCUGCUGCUACUGCAAAAGGAGAAAUAUUAGUUUUUGAACUUUCUGAGAGCCCUGACUUACCAGAAGAAACACAGUUUCAUCAUUUUCUUACGUUACUCACGAAAGUGAAAGUGUUUCCAGAUGACAUGGUCUUAGCCCUAUCUCUUGACUGGAAUGUGAGAAAGAAAGAACAUAAUGGAGAUGAAUCACUCCAAGUUGUUGUUAGUGAUUCACAUGGAGGAAUCAGUUUACUGAAGUUUACAAAUUCCACUCUGAUCGUAAUAGAUUGUUGUGUGCUCCACGAUUAUGAAGCCUGGAUAGCAGCUUUUGAUUAUUGGAAUCCAUCUGUAUCAUACAGUGGUGGUGAUGAUAACAAGUUUUUAGUUUUGGAUUCAAGAGUAGGUAUUCGCAAUCCUGUAUUGGUUAAUAAAUCUCAUGAAAUGGGAGUUACUAGUAUUUGUUGCAAUGAUUCUAAAGAGCACUUGCUUGUUUCCGGCAGCUAUGAUGAACAGCUCAGAUUUUGGGACACGAGGAACCUAAGAAAACCAAUUUCAUCCACCACUCUUAUAGGAGGAAUUUGGCGUCUGAAAUGGGAUCCACAAAACUUUGAUCAUCUUCUUGCGGCGUGCAUGUACGGAGGAUUUUGUGUUAUUAAUUCAGAAGAUGUAAUAAAUCCUAAAGUAGUAACUGUCUAUAAAGAGCACAAAAGUAUUGCUUAUGGAUGUGAUUGGUGUUUUUGGACAGAUGCAGAAAUAAGGUCCAUAGUAUCAGAUAAAAAUCUUAAAGAAUCUACUAAAAUAUUAUCUCUUAUUGCUACAUGUUCAUUCUAUGAUCACAAAUUGUGUGUGUCUAUUUUUGAUAGAAAUUGCUGAGAUGUCAGUAAUAAAUGCCUUUUUUGAUACAACUUUUUUAUUUUAUUCUUUAGUGGUUAAAAUAGGAGUGCAAAAUAAUCCUAACAUUGAGUGAUUGAAUCUGACCCUAACUUAUAACAGCAAUAAUAGAAUAUGUAAAUAUGUCUAAAGGUUUACUUCAAAUUUGAGAGGUACAAAUAUUUUGUGUAAAUGUAAACCAGUAUAAUUCAAGAAACUGUAAGUCAACAAAAUUAGAGAGUAAAUUGUGGAAUUGUGUCAAUUCAAAGUAGUGAGCAUUGUUGUGGUUUGGUAUGACUUUGAUUUUAAAAAUUUUCUGCUUUAUUACCUUUAAUGGAGAGAGCAGUUAAAAUAUUAUUAUUAUACUCUUUUUGUUCCUUUUGUAUUAUACUCCUUUUUGUAUCUGAGUAAUAUGUUUUAAAGAGAUGUGUUUGUUGAAAUUUAAAAUAAUAUUCCUCUGUCUUUGUUGAUAACUUAAAUAUGGAUCAAGAAAGUUCUAUAGAAACAUUUUUUCAAACAUGUUUGGCCAUCCAAACUGAAUUUCUACAUAAAUUAUGGAAAGAGCACCCAAGCUUUUGUUGAUUGUUUACAUCUCUGCAAGAAAAAUGUUCAAGGAUAAUGAGAGAUGACAUUUUAUCAUACAUGGGUUAUUGAAUCCAGUGCACAAUGAUGCAUGGUAGAAGAAUACAUUCAUAACGCUAAGAUUUUAGAAAAUAAAAUUGAAAAUAAAAAGCAUAUUGAAUAAGAAGUGAAUUUGUAAAAUUCUUUUGGACUUGAAAAAAAAUAUGAAAAAUUGAAAAAGAAGGAGCUUGAGAAAUUGGGCAAUUUGGAUUACAUCUUGAAGUUCUGGUGAUCAAGCCGAGUGUGACCAAUAGAUAACAGUUAAUAAUUGUAUGUGACUGAAGAGAGAUUCACAAAUGCAUGACAAUUGGAAAGAGAAUAUUUUGGCAGUAUUUUCGUAGCUUGACUUGAAAAUUUUUGAAAUUAUGAUUUGCCACAAAAUUAGCAAGUUUGAUUAUCAAGAAAAUGCAACAAAUAUGUCAUUUAUUGGAAAGAAAGAACUUUAAGAAUGUCAGGAUCAUUAUUUGACGGGAAAAGAAGGAAUUGAAAUGAAUUUAUGAAAAAUGGCAGACAAAUUUUAUUUAGUUAAACUUUUGAAUGAAUAUAAUCAGUAUAAUUUUGGAUAUUCUGAAAAAGAAGAGAGUCAAUCAGUUAAAAUUUAUAUGUAAUGGUGUAUGCGGUUCUAAGAGAUAUCAGGAAAUAAAAUUCAGUGGUUUGUGAAGGAAAAUUUCUAUAUGAAUUAUAAUUUCAUUUUACGAUGGGUAAUACAAAAAGUAAGUGGAAAGUUUUGUGAUUGCAUUUGGUUUUGAAAGAUUUGCAAUCAUUCCUUUAUUGUAAAGGGCAGCAAAAGAAAUUUCUUAAUAUUUGAACCAUUCAUUCAGCUCGUAAAGGUGUGAUGGGACCCCUCAGUAUUAUAAAAAAUAUGAGAAGAAUUUAUGGCCACUGAGGAUCCAAAGAAUAGAAUAUUUCUACUUCUUUUCAAGAUGCAUUUGGAAAAUGUUUUUAGAAACUUAAGUUUAUUAGAUGCAUAAAUGGUAGUAAUAACUUGAGACUCGACUUUACAAAAUGCCUUUUUAUUAUUAAGAUUUUAAGCCUUUCAACAAUCAUAAUCACUUAACUGUACUUCUGGAACUGUUUUAGAAGAUGUUUAUUUUGUCUAUUCUUAAUUUUUUACUGUUCUUUUCUGUCAUUUUGUUGUUUUUUCUCGUGGCACAAACUUGAUCGAACUGGAGACAUGCCCAGACACUUACAAACAAGCCUUGUCAACAUGAAGGGAAUGUCACAUUUUGUGUAACUGUGCAAGUGGAUGCCCCAAAGCUAGGAAGUAUUAAAAAUCUAAAUGAGAAAGGAAGAUGAUGCCAUUUCAAAUUUUUGAAUUUCUUUCAUUGAUG